AUGUUCUUUAAAAAAGCUUCUUCUUUAGGUAUUCUCAAAAAGCCUGGAAAGGACGUGAAGAUCUCACCAAGCUCCACCCUUCCACAGCGCAGAAGUCAACUGCGGUGGCGAGAGUAUCUUUUUCCAUUUUGUUCAGCUAGCACAAGUCGAGAAAAAUUAAGUUGA
Molecule: messenger RNA, 165 nt
Organism: Chondrus crispus (carragheen)
Lineage: Eukaryota; Rhodophyta; Florideophyceae; Gigartinales; Gigartinaceae
Exons: 1
Coding region: 1-165 (54 amino acids)
Source: RefSeq, a predicted model, not a curated record